Molecule: messenger RNA, 1548 nt
Organism: Pleurotus ostreatus (oyster mushroom)
Lineage: Eukaryota; Fungi; Basidiomycota; Agaricomycetes; Agaricales; Pleurotaceae
Exons: 1
Coding region: 1-1548 (515 amino acids)
Source: RefSeq, a predicted model, not a curated record
AUGGGAAAUGCACAAGACAACGCCCUAACCAACUGUUACCACCACCAACAGACAAACCACUGGGGAACAGAGCCGUACACCACACGAGGACAGGCCGCAUCACGCCACGCGAAGCAAAAAGUCAGGGUAACCACAUCAUAUAAAACCCAGCCGAAACAAACCCCCCAAGAAAAACCCCACGAUAACCACGACCAUAACAGCAGGAAAACGAAGUCCAUGACGAACACCACCGAAGCCACGAACAUGAGCGGCCUAGCAGGCCCAGGCCCCCUCGACCCACAUGCCGCCGCCAAAGCCACCAAGCGGAAACGGCCAAACGGCCUCGAAAGAGAGGAUGGGGAACUCGACGACGAAGGCAGAGCCCACGACGAAGGAACGCAGGGAGAUGCCCGCCCCCCAAACCCAACAGGCGGCACCCCCGCCCAAGCCAACCCCCAGCUCCUAAGCGGAGGCUCACUAGACAACCCCCAUGCCCAGUCGAGCCAAAGAGGCCUCCCACCCCUCGAACCGACUCAGUCGAGGAUCGCGUACACCAAGGCCGUCUACCCGAGGGUCAUCAAAUCCCUUGACAGCCUCCUCGCGGAAAUAAUGGAGGCGACCGCAGAGGCAGUAAAAGCGAACCCGGGCAAAUACAUGGCCCUCCUCAUCUACGGGGGAGGGAAUAAGGUGAAGGAAGAAAACCCUGAACUCACGAACGACAUCGAGACCUUCCUCCAAGGACUCACAAUCGCCGGCAGCGAGAGGCUACGCGUGGUUGACCCCCCCAAAAGAGACACCGACAAACGAGGCGAGUUUGCGAAGCCCCACAUCCUCCUCCUCCAACACGGCUCCCCCGAACUCAGAGCAUACCUGCUAUGGCACCAGACCUUCGCCUUCCAAAUUGAAGGAAGGAAGAUUGCUUUCUCCGCGCUCCGUUUCGACGCCAACGUGAGACCCUGGUUCAUAACCGACAUAGUCGGGCGGGCAAUCUGCGACGACCCCAACGCCAUACGAGAAGGGUUAGCAACCAUCACCCACGCCCUCGCCAAAGACACGGACUUCAGAAACCACGUCGACGUGUGCCUCGCAAAAGUGGAAAACCCCAGGUCCAUCGACGAAAGAGUCCGGGAUACCCUUCAGAGCUUCGAGAUUCACGCCAUGCGAGUAACGAACAAGGAAAAAAAGGACAUCACCGUGUGGCAGCUCUAUGCGAACCCGAUCGCCAACAAUGGGCUCGAGUACAAAGAAUGGCUCAAGAUCAUCACGUCCCGACACUAUAUUAUCGACGAAAUAGACGAAAUGUUCGUACGCUACAAGAACCUGAAACCCUACGACUCGUGCGCCUUCUGCAAAAGUGAAGCCCACCCUGAGGAACAGUGCCCUUUCCCGCUAGUCGCCGACUGGAAAGGACCAAUCCCCAAAGAUGUAAGAGCCGAACGGGCUAAACUCAAAGAGGAAGCGGCAGCAGCGAGAGGCAGCAACAGGGAUUGGGGCAACGGCAGGGAGAGCCGAGGCAGCAGGCCCGCCAGAGGCAGUAGUUCGAACAUGUCCCGCGCACGUCCAUACUAG